Molecule: messenger RNA, 546 nt
Organism: Gigantopelta aegis
Lineage: Eukaryota; Metazoa; Mollusca; Gastropoda; Neomphalida; Peltospiridae
Product: tubulin polymerization-promoting protein family member 2-like
Biological process (GO): microtubule bundle formation; microtubule polymerization; positive regulation of protein polymerization
Cellular component (GO): microtubule
Molecular function (GO): tubulin binding
Source: RefSeq, a predicted model, not a curated record
AUGGCUACUCCAUCGAAGUCUUUGGAAGAUGUCUUUAAAGAUUUCUGUGGUUUUGGCGGUAAAGAUGCAGCUCCAAUGAUGGAUAAUGCUAAAUUCGCUAAAAUGUGCAGAGAUUUAAAAAUAUUGGACAAGAACCUCACUGCAACUGAUGUAGACAUUAUUUUCUCUAAAGUAAAAGCUAAAACAGAACGCAAAAUAUCAUAUACAGAAUUUAAUGAAGCUGUCACAUUAAUGGCAAAGAAGAAAUAUCCAGGAGAUGCAAGAGUAGGGAAAUUAACAGCAAAAAUGACUAGUGGCAAAGGACCACAAGUCCAUGGAGUAACGAAGCCACAAAUUAGUCCAUUAUUAGACAGAAUGACAGACACGUCAAAAUAUACUGGCACACAUAAGGAGAGAUUUGAUGAGUCUGGGAAAGGCAAGGGUUUGGCUGGGAGAGAGUCACUUCAGAAAGGUGCUGGUAUGAGUCCCUCUAGCUUGUGUAACCAUUCAGGUUAUGUUUCUGGCUACAAACAUGAAGGAACUUAUGAAAAGAAAGUUAAAAAAUAA